GUUUUAGUAACAAUAAAGCUGUAGUUUAGAGUUGAGGAUUUCAGAAACAGACAAAACUGCAGAUGCAGAUACUCACUACUGGUGGGAUGGAGGAUUCUUGUAAAUAUUUGGGCAUUAACAGGACCUGUUCUCUGAUAUGUUGCAUGUUCUGGAUUUUCUCACCAGCAGAAGGAAACACCAUCUUACAAGUGAUUGGUACCAACGUGACCCUGCCCUGCAAGAAUGAGUCAAAAAGCACAUUGGUUCAGCUGACAUGGAAAAUUAACAAGGAUAUCCUGUUUAGUUACAAGCCACAGAGACCCUUAUACAGCAGUCCAAUAGCUCUCAACCUGAACAUAAAUAUGUCUAUGUCAGAGAGCCAAAUGUACGCUCUGGUCAUAGAGAGUCUCCAGAAGUCUCACACAGCAAACUACACCUGUGAGAUCACCACGUUAAAUGGAAUUGCAGAUCCGAGGAGUUGGGAGCUGAUAAUAACAGAGCGUGAGGAAGCUGGACAUAUGGACAAGCUAGUGAUUGCUGUGGCAGCUGUUGUUCCUUGUGUGUGUUUCCUGACCUUUGCAUUAGCUUUCAUCAUUCUGCAAAGAGUCCGCAAAAAACGUGCAGAGGAUCAGGAGCAAGAAGAAGAUAUUUAUGAAAACUGCCUGGAAAGUCAACGACGUGGCUUUAAUCAGCCUCACCACAACAAACCCGGGGCUCACUGACAUGAAGCGCAGUCCAAAGAGAGAGAAGAAAAGGAAAAGGGAGUACUGGAAGUGGGCACGUGUGAAACAGCUCAUUUUAUAGAAACAACCAUCUUUUCAGAAAUAUAAACAAAUUGUAUACCUGUUUUUUUCCAUCCUCUAAAUUAUUCUCUAAAUUUCACUUUGAAUUACUUCAGUCCUUUUACUAUAUUUUUUACAUGCAACUUUUAAAUUGAUUUCUCUAUAAAUAUACUUGCAUGUGAUGAAGGGGGCAGCAGAACAAGGUUAACACCUGAUAUUAUCAACAUGUAAAGUUGUUACGGUAAAUGUGUUAGAUAGCCUAUUUACAUAUAUCCUUUAAAAAAGAUACUGCAUGGGUCCAUGAAACAGAGCAGCUGUGUGCCAUACAGGAAUAAUACAACUGCUCUAUGUUCCAUAAAGUUGAUGGUUAUACUGUCACAGAUGCUCAAGACGGCGGCGGCGGCGACGCAUCAGGAGAAGAAAGAAGGGUUGGCAGUUUGAAGUCUCUAUCCCAAAACUCAGCCUUGG
Messenger RNA from Perca flavescens (yellow perch), 1229 nucleotides. RefSeq lists its product as uncharacterized. Bases 63 to 701 code for a protein of 212 amino acids. The transcript is spliced from 5 exons. The record is from RefSeq and is a predicted model, not a curated record. NCBI's taxonomy places the organism in Eukaryota, Metazoa, Chordata, Actinopteri, Perciformes, Percidae.